Molecule: messenger RNA, 1649 nt
Organism: Camelina sativa (false flax)
Lineage: Eukaryota; Viridiplantae; Streptophyta; Magnoliopsida; Brassicales; Brassicaceae
Product: disease resistance protein RRS1-like
Biological process (GO): defense response
Molecular function (GO): ADP binding
Source: RefSeq, a predicted model, not a curated record
UAGCUUUAUUUAAUUAACUAUUCUAUGGGUUUGUUCCAUACAAAAGCGGGUGGCAAAUUUUAAAUCAUCUUUUUAUUUUCACCUUUUGAUGUUCCAAACCAAUAUAUGGACAUUGAGAACAACAACAACAACGAGGAGGAGGAAGUUAUGCACACCGUUUAUAUUUGUUACGACAACAAUGAUUCAUCAGUUUCCUCCUUCAUCGACUACCUUAAAGCUACUUUCAACCGCCAUGGGAUCUAUGAGCUUGACGAUGAGAGCGAUAUUUUCUCCGACCUAAUCAGGGUUCUUGUUGUGGUCUUUUCGAGGAAUUACACGUUCUCUGUGCCGGAGAAUCUCGUGAAUCAUCUUAACAACAAAGACCUUGUGGUAGUUUCGGUGCUCCAUGGUGUCAGUGUAACAUUUGUGACCAGAAGAUUGCGGUGCUUGAGCCGUGGUCUCGUGUUCUACUAGAAUCAGCUGUGUUGCCAGGUCACAUUCAAAAUGACGAUCAAAGUGAAUCUCUAUUCAUGGAGGAAAUCGCGAGGGAUGUGUUUGAGAAGCUUUAUCCAACGGAAGAGAUUGGGAUUCACAGGAGGCAAGUUGACAUUGAAAACUUGCUAUGCAACCAGUCAUGGGGCCUCCGCACUCUAGGCAUUUUUGGUGAGCCUGGCAUUGGAAAGACUACUCUAGCUAGAGCCGUGUUCCGGAGAAUGCCCGGUGGCUAUGAUGUUUCUUGCUUCAUCCAAGAUUUUCACGAAGAAUAUAGUGAAAAGAGACUUGGACCAGUUUUGUCUGAAGAAUACUUAGGUGAGACUCCAGUGGAAAAGUUUGACCUAAAUCCUUCUCCUUCAGAGCCAAGCCACCGUCGAAAAAGAGUUCUCAUUGCUCUAGAUGAUGUGCGAAAUGCUAAAGACGCCGAGUCUUUUCUUGGUGGUGGAUUCGGUCCAGGGAGCUUGAUUAUUAUAAUCUCAAGAGAUAAACAAGUACUUGACCAGUUCGGUGUAAAUGAGAUUUAUGAGGUUCGAGGUCUAAACCAAGAAGAUAGCAUGAAGCUAUAUACAAGGUGUGCCUUUGGAAAAGAUGUGACCGAGCAGAAUCUUUUAGAGUUUUCAAUGAAAGAGAUUAAAUGUGCUAAUGGAAACCCAUUAACUAUUCGCGCACAGGCCUUAAAGAGAAAAACGGAACGUGCAUCACUGAGCAUUCACGAUGUAUGGUACUCAUGCGACGACCUCGAGCAUAAUACAUCAAUGUGGACUAUUCCCAACGAAGAAGACGAUGAACCUCAAGAAUGGUAUCCAUGUUAUGAAACUGAGCUUCCGUCGCCUGAAAAUGUUGUCUUGGUACAUUUGAUGAUGAGAGAUUUUAGACAUUUUAUCGAAUCUACAAGACACUUCGUCAAGUUAGUUAAGACUAGAAUCAUUAUAAAUAAGAGUUACAUCAUGUGCAUAGUGGUGUCUUUUGUUUUUGGUUGGCUUUGGAACUUUUUUGGGAAAUGGGAGAGUUUGGGGUUUCCAGGACAAACCUUGAUUUACUUGGUUCUUGUUUACGGUUAUCUCUCUGUUUUACUUAUUCUUUGAAUGUAUAUGUACGUUUCAUAGAUAUAAAAGUAAAUGAAACCGUUCAUAUUCUCAAUCUUGUUUAAAUUGAAACGUAAAUGCUUGUUUCAC